Messenger RNA from Xenopus laevis (African clawed frog), 2817 nucleotides. RefSeq names its product calcitonin receptor S homeolog (gene calcr.S). Bases 712 to 2061 code for a protein of 449 amino acids. Gene Ontology annotation, cellular component: axon; membrane; plasma membrane. NCBI's taxonomy places the organism in Eukaryota, Metazoa, Chordata, Amphibia, Anura, Pipidae. Gene Ontology annotation, molecular function: transmembrane signaling receptor activity; G protein-coupled peptide receptor activity; calcitonin receptor activity. The transcript has 12 exons. Gene Ontology annotation, biological process: adenylate cyclase-activating G protein-coupled receptor signaling pathway; positive regulation of cytosolic calcium ion concentration; adenylate cyclase-modulating G protein-coupled receptor signaling pathway. The record is from RefSeq and is a predicted model, not a curated record.
UGCUGAAAAUGGCCGAACACCGAACCGAAUCCUGGAUUCGGUGCAUCCCUAGUAGGCAGCCAUCUCCGUGCAUUGUGCCUGGUCGUGCUUUUCAGUUUGGGUUUUUACUAUUGGAUGCUGUUCUCAUAUCUAUGUGAAUAAAGAUUUAGUGCGCUGUAUUCUCGAAUGGCAAAACCUAGAAAGGAAGAAGAGGCCUAGAUGGUGUAUUAACCUUUGUAUAAAUGGAUAUUAAUGAUCUCAGAUUUACUCACAUGGAGAUGGCGAUAAUCAGACAGUUCAAAUAUGUGAUCGCUCCUUAAUCCAGGUGUAUACGGCCCUCCCCACUGCAUGCCAGGGGCCCCUGAAGAAGUAUUCAAAGAUACGAAACCCGUUGGGCCAGGAGCAACACAAUAGCUCUGUAAAGUCUUUUAUAUAUUUAAUUAUUUAUUCCAAUAAAAGUAUUUAUUUAUUUCCCUGAAAUGGGCUUGAAUGUGUUAAUGCCAAAAAAGGAUAAGUGGAGACCAACCCUUCACCUGGAAGUGUGGAGAACAAGCUGAGCGCUAUCCUUUGGAAGCUGAAAGAGGUUGAUCCACUGCCUAUUGCUCAACUUCAUCUCCCAGCUCUACCUAACAAGAUCGGCGAACCGGGGCGGCGAAUACACCCGCAAGGACCGCUGCAGCAUACCGCUACUCCCAGAGGACUGAAUGCACUGUGAUUAUUCAUCUUCCGAGAAUGGUACCAGGUUUUGCCUCCACGGUUGACCCUACCCUUAUGCCCAUAGUAAACGAGGAAUAUAUAUCAAGGCAAAGAAUAAUUAACUCACAGUUCAAAUGUUAUGAGAAAAUGAAGAAAGAUUCGCCGUAUUCAAAAUCAGGUUUAUAUUGCAAUCGCACUUGGGAUGGAUGGUUAUGUUGGGAUGAUACACCUGCUGGGAAAAAUGUCACCCAGAAUUGCCCUGACUACUUUGCAGAUUUUGAUCCAACAGAAAAAGCCUCCAAGCACUGUGACGAGAAUGGAAAUUGGUUCCAGCACCCUGAAAGCAACCGCACUUGGUCCAACUAUACUCUCUGCAAUUCAUUUACCUCUGAGAAGCUGAAGAUGGCCUACAUACUUUACUAUAUGGCUAUAGUAGGACAUGCCUUGUCCGUCGUUUCUUUGUUGAUUUCCCUUGGAAUAUUCUUCUAUUUUAAGAGCCUGAGCUGCCAGAGGAUAACGCUGCAUAAAAAUCUCUUUACCUCUUAUGUUUUGAAUUCAUUGUUUACAAUUGUUCACCUUACGGCAGUAGUGCCAGAUACGGAUCUUGUGAGGAGCGAUCCUGUAAGCUGCAAAGUUCUCCAGUUUUUUAGCCAAUACAUGCUGGGAUGCAAUUAUUUCUGGAUGCUUUGUGAAGGAAUCUACCUCCAUACACUGAUAGUGGUGGCAGUUUUUGCAGAAGAACAGCAUUUACAUUGGUAUUAUCUGCUCGGCUGGGGGUUCCCUUUAGUGCCUGCGUCUAUUCAUGCAUUUGCAAGAACAAAGUAUUUUAACGACAACUGUUGGAUGAGUGUGGAAACCCACUUGCUGUAUAUUGUUCAUGGUCCCAUCAUGGCCGCACUACUGGUGAACUUGUUCUUUCUACUGAAUAUUGUCCUAGUACUUGUAACAAAGUUAAGAGAUACUCACCGGGCAGAAUCCAACAUGUACAUGAAAGCAGUAAGAGCCACCUUAAUCCUAGUGCCCUUAUUAGGAAUUCAGUUUGUCAUUUUCCCAUGGAGACCGGAUACUCGCCUUGCUGGAGAGAUCUAUGACUACAUCAUGAAUAUAUUGAUGCAUUACCAGGGGCUACUUGUUGCAACCAUCUUCUGCUUCUUUAAUGGAGAGGUACAAGGAGCCUUGAAGAGACAAUGGAUGCAAUACAAAACUCAGUGGGGCCAAAGACGACGAGAACAUUGUUCCAUGCGCUCUACAUCCUAUACUGCAACAUCCAUCACCGAAGUCCCCAUUUAUCUAUAUCAUACUGAUUCCAAUAGUGAACAAUUAAAUGGAAAAUAUGGGGACGAGUCAGAAAUCACUGCAUUAAACUCUGGAGAUACAUACGCUUAAAUCGACCUAUUUGAAGACAGACGUGCUGCUUUCAGAGAUCUAUCAACUCUCUUCCUUUCUGGAAAUCAAGCCUUCGACAAAAAUGUUAAAAAGAUGGCUGCCGACAGGAUCCCUGGUGGUUUAGAAGAGAAAAUGUGGUUUAGUGAUAUAGUAGCAAGCGCUGCUACUUCCAGAAAUAACUGUAUGAUGGAGUAGCUUACCUGGCAUUUUGAUACGUAAUGGGCACAUCCAGGUGUAGUAGAAGGAACCAGAUAUAGUAAUAUAAAUGGGUAUACAUAGAAAGCCAAACUCUUGCCAGACAGAAAUGCAUUAUUUUGUCAGCCUUGAUUAAGAGUAUAUAUUUUUUCUGCAGGAUGACAAUAUUGAAAUGACUCUCAAACACACACACGCAUUUAUAUUUUUAAAGCUUUUCUCGAUUAUUUAAUAUUUAUUAGAUAUGCGACAGCAGAUAAUGAUUUCUCCAUUCAAGUCUUUGUAAAGCACAGUUUGAAGUAUUAGACAUUGGUGCUAGAUGACAGCUAGAAUGAAUGGUCUCCGGGAUCAUUUUCAUUCCUUUCUAGUUCCCUUUGGAUACUUUUAUAAAUGGAUGUUUUUUUUCAUAAGAUGUACAGAAGUCAUAAUAUAUGAAUUGUUAAUGCUUAUUAUUACAGGAGAAGUCAUGGCCAUAUCUUAUCAUAUCUAAAGGGCAGAUUAAUCAAAGGUCGAAGUAAAAAAAUUUUUGUGUACUUCGACUAGGGAAUAGUCCAAAUUCGAUUC